AUGUUAGGUAUCACUAUAUUGCUUAUUGGAGGUUUAAUAUGUGUAGUUUUGGGAUAUUUUAUAUUGAAAAUAAUUUGUGCAUGUAGAAAAAAAAAUGUUGACCCGAAAAAGAAUGAAAAUACUUCGGCUCGUCGUAAACGACCACGAAAGAAGAAAAAACCAACUUCAAGCAAAUCAAAGAAAAAAAAGAAAUUGACAACGCACAGACCGAAAAAGAAACAGAGUAAAAGAACAACUAGUAAAAAAUCGAAAUCAACAAAACGAAGCAAAGCUUCGAAUAGUUUACAAGCAACUAAUCAAAUUAAAAAUUCAUCUUUAUUGCCAGUAAAAUCCGAAUCACAUGAUAUGAAAACAGAACAUGUUGAAAAGCCUGUGAAUCAAGUUUCAUUUUAUCAAAUAGACGAAAAUCAUAUGGAUAAAAGCUUUUUACCUAUUGCUCGUUGGCGGGCUCAAUCUAAAAGAAAUGAAACUAAAAAACCUGAAUGUCUUUGGAUCAAUAACGACGAUCCGUAUUCAACUCUAUUUGAAGUUAUGAAUUGUGUAGAUACUGUAAAAAAUGUUAUGCCGUGUACUGAAGAUGAUACUACAGUCUUUUCUAAAUAUGAGUAUGAAUUCAACUACGACGAAGAACAUCUUUUUCGUUGUUAA
Molecule: messenger RNA, 648 nt
Organism: Rotaria socialis
Lineage: Eukaryota; Metazoa; Rotifera; Eurotatoria; Philodinida; Philodinidae
Source: the annotation of a GenBank genome assembly